Messenger RNA from Aspergillus glaucus CBS 516.65, 546 nucleotides. RefSeq lists its product as uncharacterized. The transcript is spliced from 2 exons. The coding region runs from base 1 to 546 and encodes 181 amino acids. Lineage: Eukaryota; Fungi; Ascomycota; Eurotiomycetes; Eurotiales; Aspergillaceae. The record is from RefSeq and is a predicted model, not a curated record.
AUGUGUGGUGAUGAGCGACCAUGCGGCAUGUGUAUUAGACGAGGAAUGGGCCAUGCGUGCUAUGACGGGAUUCGCAAAAAGCCCAAGUAUCUUGAAGAAGUGCCUGGCACUACGGUGAUGGAUAUCAGUCCAUCCAUCCACGACAACAAUGUCCCACAAACAAUACAACACAAAGAACAGCCUCAGCAACCGCGGUGGUUUGUGACCCCAGGCGAAUACUCGAUACUUGAGUCUACUAUCCCCGGGAACACUACCAGCGAGCAAAGCCCCUACGGGCUACAAGAAAUGUGCAUACAGUCCUCUCGUGAUUCUGUCGGCGGAAACAAGGACAAUGGGCCGAAUAAACCAAAUUACCAGCAAACACUCAUCCCAGAUACCUGUUUUCUGGAUGAUUUGACCCGUUGCGAUCUUUUGAAUCAGCAGAAUGCAAAGUUGGAAUUCGCUCCGCAAAUGGCGGAGUGUGAUAUGCAUGUUGAAUCCACAUCCAACACAGGCAGCCAGCUUUCAUUUGCCAUCAAGAGUGGCUGGUCUAGCACUUUCUUUUAA